CACAUGCGUGCUCUUGUGACUCGGGUGAGUGCGCGUGAAAUUACAGUCGCUGUCUGAGGUAACAGUAGCGGCGCUUCAGUCUGGGAGAAUCUGACUUGAGUCUAGCAGAACAUCCGCUGGAGAGAGCAGCAGUCACGGGCUUGACGCGGAGACACAGCACUUCGGAAGGCUACAGGUUUAAUUGUGUCACUGGGCAGCAUGACGGAGGUGAUGAACAGCUGUGACUCUGCGGUGGGAGACUACAGUGUGAGCGGUGCAUCUGAGGAGCAGAACAUCUCUUUUCAGAUCUUCCCAGACUCCCAUGAACGGUUCCCAAAGCUUUCCAAACGCUUGCCAUCCAUCGUGGUUGAACCCACUGAGAGCGGGGAGGUGGAGAGCGGGGAACUGCGCUGGCCUCCUGAUGAUCUGAGCCCCACAGACGACCCCAGAGACAAACAGGCCCAGGCUGCAAUUGACAAGCCCAAAGAAGACAGCCAAGAGGCCGCAACAGGGAUGGAAAACUAAUGGGCGAUGGUUGGCACCAAUCCAGCCAAUCACUGUGAAUGUCUUCAUUAUGGACAGGAGUGAACGGGAGACUCCACCAGUUAGGUCUGCCUAUCAUCCACACUAGAGCCGCCCACCUGCUGACUUCCACUCCCCUAGGUGGAGCCGAGGCCUGAGAGACUGUCUUAACUGAACUAGCUCACGUGCCAAACUCUAGUGGUAGUCAGCUGCUGUGAUUGAGUUGUAAAUGAUCUCCAAUAACACCAUGAUACCCAUUAGAAGUCACCUAUGCCUGCUAAAUUAUAAAUUGGCAUUAAUUUAUGUAUUUACUUGCUUUGGACCAAAGUCUUUCAUUCCUUCUAUCAAAACACAUUAAGUGAAAAUGGAUUUCAGAUAAAAUGUAAAUGAACUUCAGUGCAUAAUGGCUCUUCGCCAGUGUAGAUUUCAAACUCUACGCUAUGUACAGUAGAUCUCAGUUUUUUUUUUUCAUGCUCACACACUACUAAUAGGGGUUUCUUUUUAAUACGCUUUCCAGAUUUGCACAUAUUCUUUACCACUUGCAUUAAUUCUCUGUUAUUCACAUCGCUGCUGCUUAUUUACUAGUGUUUGUCAGAGCUGCUGUAAAUGUAGCUUUCUUUGCCUUAGACAUUUAUUUGUAGUUACACUAUAUAUACGUCAUCAUUUUCAUGAAAUUACUGUUUGUAUAUAUGUUCAGACGGUCGUUAUUUUACCCAUCACAUGUAUCUGUCACCUUCCCAAGGCGAAAAUCUUUGGUGCUUCAAAGUCUGUUGAAUAUCACUGUAUUCUGUUAAAAAUCUACUGCUCAUUUGAUGUUUGAGUAUUGGUCUUAAAAUAUUAAUAAUCUGUCUGGGUAUGGGAACGAAUGCAGCACAGUAUCACUUAGCA
Cyprinus carpio (common carp) is the source of this 1389-nucleotide messenger RNA. RefSeq names its product protein LBH-like. The record is from RefSeq and is a predicted model, not a curated record. Lineage: Eukaryota; Metazoa; Chordata; Actinopteri; Cypriniformes; Cyprinidae.